Molecule: messenger RNA, 732 nt
Organism: Mesorhabditis belari
Lineage: Eukaryota; Metazoa; Nematoda; Chromadorea; Rhabditida; Rhabditidae
Source: the annotation of a GenBank genome assembly
AUGCAAUUUUCACUUCAAAUCCUGCCACUAAGCCUUCAAGAAUCCGUGCUUAAACAAGUCCGCAUUCAUGAGGCUCUCAAAUUAUUGACGCUGACUAGAAAUCUUCGUUUGUUUUUUCUAAAGAAUGGGCCAUUUCCACAAAAGUUGAAUGCUUUAGAAAUCACUUUUUCAAAAGGGCAUGAGAAUGAGAUCGACUCUACUCAUAUGGUGAGCAUGAUAUUCAUUCAAGCGGAGCCCCACGGCGUGCCCAAUCGCUAUCACCUAUCUAGUCAUUCCGGCACUUUUGAAGAGGAAAAUUCGCAAAUAAUGGGCCCUCGCUCUGGACCUCUUUUCAGCACAAUUCGAAGCUGCAAAAGUUUGACGGUGAAAAUCGAAAAGGAAAGCCAACCACCACCGAUCUAUCCACCAAGCAUUUCCCAUCACCGAAUGAUCAACAAUGCUGUCCAUCAUCGACGUCAUAUGCCAGCACUACCGCCGGGAGCUAACCAAAUGAUGCCGAUGUACGGAAAUGCCGCUGGUCAAAUGAUGCCGAUCCCUCCAAUGAUGCAGCCGAUCCGGCGUCCAAUGAUGCAGCCGCAGAUGGGAAAUGGCCACAUGGUAGUGCAAGCCGCUGGGAAGGGAUGGUUUGGGCAAGUUUGUGGGAAUUUCCCGAAACCCUCUGUUCAUCAAGGGCCACCAAAAAAAGCGACAAAAAUCAAAUCACCAAAAUCCCCCCGCAUUCUCCCUUUGCAA